UGUGUGUGUGAGUGUUUAAAGGAGACACAAAGCGUGGAAGUAGGAGGUGGGACAGGAGUUUCCUGUUGUCGGUGGAGAUUUACUAAAGGACGGGGCGGCAGGAGGAGAGGGAGCGAGAAAGAGGAGAGAAAGAGAAAGAGAGGGUGAAGUCAGUUGAGAGGGGAGAAGGAAGGUGGCGGUAAGGAAAGAGAGAGAGAAAGUGAAAGAGAGACAAAAAUCAAAAGAGAGGAAACCGGCAGAGACGUGUCCAGCUAUAAUUACAGUGACCUGAGGGAAGAAGAUGGUGUUAGCUGUGCUCCUGGUGGUGUUGGUGGGUUUGACCUGUGUGUCCUGCACAGAUAAUGUAGGAAACAGUACAACACUGACCCAAGACCAGACUGUCUCUGACGUCCAGAACGAUGCCGGUCAUAGAGGGAGAGGGGACACACCAGACAUUGAGGAGGAGGAGGAGCCUGAACCCGAGCCUGAACCUGUGCCUGAACCCUUACCCGAACCUGAACCAACGGUUGCCAUGUCUGACUUGGAAAACACCUACAACUAUGUGUUGUCCAGGCUGGCCUCAAUGGACCAGGCGAUCCACAAACUGAACGUGGGUCACUACACACUGGACGUCAAGGUGAUCCAGCAGCUGGAAAGGCUGAUUCGGCUGGAGAACAAAGUGACCACUGUUGAGGAGUCUAUCGAGCAGGUCUCGACCUACUGCAAGGACAACCGCAAAGAGAUUGGCCGUCUGGAGGGCUGUGUAAAAGGCAAGAAGGUGGGAAACAAGUGCUUCUUGGUCUACCGGAUAUACGAGACAUAUGCAGGAGCAUCUCAGAAUUGUCAGGAGCGCGGGGGGCGCAUGGCCAUGCCCCGGGACCGCCGGGAACAGGAGGCCCUGGCAGAUUACGUGAAGUCUGAGUUCCACCCCGGAAACUGGCCUGUGUGGCUGGGCAUCAACGACCUGCGCUCGGAGGGUCUUUACCUGUUUGAGGACACCACCCGAGUCACAUACUUCCAGUGGAGGAAGCACUUCCUGUCCAGCCAGCCAGACGGCGGCAAGCGGGAGAACUGUGUGGCCAUGUCAUCAGACGAUGGCGACUGGUGGGACAAUUACUGCGACCGGCGUAUGUACUACCUGUGCGAGUUCGAUGCUUGACCUUUGACCACCCGGCCAAAGCAGGUUAGACGAGAGGAGUUGGGAAUUUUACAGCAUUUCUUGUUUUGUUUUAUUGUAUGUAAAGGUAUGGGGGGCAGCUAUCCAGUGUUGUUUACUUGCAGUUGUCGCACAUGUAGCUAAUGAGGGAAAAUAUCCUUUUAUUAAUGAGUAAGGGUUUAAAAUAAACAUUAUUAUUAUUAUUUAA
Astyanax mexicanus (Mexican tetra) is the source of this 1343-nucleotide messenger RNA. It is a transcript of the gene clec11a, whose product is annotated as C-type lectin domain containing 11A. Lineage: Eukaryota; Metazoa; Chordata; Actinopteri; Characiformes; Acestrorhamphidae. The transcript is spliced from 4 exons. The record is from RefSeq and is a predicted model, not a curated record. The coding region runs from base 281 to 1138 and encodes 285 amino acids.